Pecten maximus is the source of this 3202-nucleotide messenger RNA. RefSeq names its product insulin gene enhancer protein isl-1-like. The coding region runs from base 434 to 1657 and encodes 407 amino acids. Gene Ontology annotation, biological process: neuron fate specification; positive regulation of transcription by RNA polymerase II; axonogenesis. The record is from RefSeq and is a predicted model, not a curated record. Gene Ontology annotation, molecular function: DNA-binding transcription factor activity, RNA polymerase II-specific; cis-regulatory region sequence-specific DNA binding. NCBI's taxonomy places the organism in Eukaryota, Metazoa, Mollusca, Bivalvia, Pectinida, Pectinidae. Gene Ontology annotation, cellular component: nucleus. The transcript is spliced from 6 exons.
GGCAAUGAGUGCUCAGGUAACACAACCACUAACGUCGCUUUAAGUAUCGGAGAGUUCAUUCUGCCAAGCCGUGACGGAUAAUUCUCUGUUUUAGGCCCAUGUUUUCGCUGCCAGUCCGUCUCCGUACUACACAACACACAGAUUCAUUGAAAUAUCAAUAGUUUAGACUCCCGGCUUCACCAGAUGGUGUACGCCCAUUCGAGGAUGCAUACAGUCGAGUCACGUGUGGUUCGACUAAUUGAACGGCUUAGCCAAUCAGAGCACGGCUUACUGGAGUAGGAAUGUAUAGGGGAGUAUGAGAACUGGAGUGUACACACAUGACUGUGUGGAGAGCUUACUGACACUGCUAUAUUAGCAUAGGCUUUAAAUACUAUAUCGUGUCUUGUGUGUUUAAUAACAUUUUGUCAAAAUUCCACCUUCAAAAGCUGACGAUAUGACGGCUGAUACACAGCCGCCUCCACAACCAAAAAAAAAACGGCGUAUUUCCGUAUGUGUUGGAUGCGGAUCUCAAAUUCACGAUCAAUUUAUAUUAAAAGUGGCUCCGGACUUAGAAUGGCACGCUUCAUGUUUGAAAUGUGCCGAAUGUAACCAGUACCUUGACGAAAGUCAUACCUGUUUCGUUCGGGAUGGAAAAACUUACUGCAGAAGAGACUAUGUGAGAAUAUUCGGGGCGAAGUGUAACAAAUGCAAUCAAACGUUUGGGAAGAGUGACUUUGUUAUGAGAGCUAAGAACAACGUCUAUCAUAUAGAUUGUUUCCGUUGUGUAGCAUGCAGUAGACAGCUAAUCCCGGGGGACGAAUUCGCCCUCAGGGAUGACGGACUGUUUUGUAAGGCAGACCAUGAAGUUGUAGAGAGAGCGUCUUCGAAGGAAAACGGAAGUGAAGACGGAAGUCCACGGAUUAACAACAACAAUAAUAUUGUGACGAAACGUGCAAAUAAAAAUAACGAUGACAAUAACAACAAUGAAAAAGGACUCUCACUCGUCGCUGGUCGGGCGGAACAAGUGUCAAAUACAAAGACGAAUGGUACAAGAUCUCAUGUCCAUAAGUCAGAACAGAAACCUACGAGAGUUAGAACAGUGCUCAACGAAAAACAAUUACAUACAUUGAGAACAUGUUACAAUGCAAAUCCGAGACCGGAUGCUUUAAUGAAAGAACAACUAACCGAAAUGACAAACCUGAGCCCUCGUGUGAUCCGGGUGUGGUUUCAAAACAAACGCUGUAAAGAUAAGAAGAGGAGUAUACUGAUGAAACAAUUACAGCAUCAACAGCAAGAAAAAGUGAGUAAAUUCAUAAAUGGCGGACGGUUGCACGGUCCACUCCAAGGAGUUCCAAUGGUCGCUUCAAGUCCCGUUCGACACGAGAGUCCCAUGCAAGCGAAUGCGGUCGAAGUGCAAAGCUACCAACCACCUUGGAAGGCUCUCAGUGAUUUUGCCAUGCAAAGUGAACUUGAACACCCUCCAUUCCAACAACUGAUGAAUUCCUUUGAUAUGGAGGACAACCAUACGUACCACGAAGGCUAUGGAAAUGAAUGGAUUCACCAUGACCAGCUACCUGACCACUUGGACCACAUGGACCACAUUGACCACAUGGACCAGUACUCAGACUCCGAGUUCCCUGAGACACCGUCAGAAAUGUCAAGCCCAUUGAGCCAAUAACACAGGAUGUGUACCUCUUUUUUCGCGGGAAACAUUUUGGAUAUUUUAUUCAAACAUGGGAGGUUUGAUUCUCAAAUCAGGGACUAAUGUUUCAAAUGGUGGUUUAUUUGGACCAAAUUGUAUGUGAAUGGUAUGUACUGAACUUUGAUAGCGAGAGAGAAAACGACACUCAGUUAAACGCUUGAUCUCUCAAUAAUUAUAAUUUGUGUUUUACAAACGCAGAUAUGAUCCUGGUUUAUAUGUAAAUGUUGUGGUUGUCACGUGACUGUGAAAUUUACUGUCGUUUUGUGUAUAGCUGAAUUUCACAUGAAGGAAUGCUGUACAUAGACUUUGGUCUGUGAUGAAAGUAAAAACACUUUCUACAAAUUUAUUCUCUGGAAAAAGUCCCGAUGAUUAAAAAAAGACACAAUAACCUGGAUAAUACUAUUCCUAGGAAAGACAGCAUUCGAAAGGACGUAUAAAAGAAACAAUACCAAUCUACAAGAAGUCGGUAAUUUUUACCUCGCAUAUUUACGAAUUGUGGGCUAGAACUGUGGACAGAAUGUAUAUAAUGUGCUAAUUUUAUACAAUUACUAUGUUAUUGCAUAGACUAGUGUAGAGCGGACAUUGUGGAUUUAUACAGAAAUGUUUGAAUCAAAUUCAUUUUAUUUACGUCCGAUUCAAAGUUUCCUAUUCAUGGAAUGUUUAGUUGACUUUCAAUGUAGAAUUAUUUAUUUCUCUUCAUGCACAAAACACCUUACAAUAUCUGUUAAACAGGGCAUGACCGGUACAUCUGAAAAGAAUGAAAAAGAAAAAUAGGAAUGCAUUCUUCAUUUAUGUGAGGGAGUGCUGUUUAUCUUUGGGUAGCGAAAAUUUUAUAUCAUAAUUUCUAGAAAUAAAUCAACACUUUCUUUUACGCUGGGCUGGUUCCGAUUGUAUCAUAGUUAUAGAUGAAGUCGGUUCUGAUGUACUGUAUGAAAGUGACGAGGUUUUCGAAUGUAUCACUAUGAUAUUUUCGAAUUUAUCGCAGUGAUAGAGGUUUCUUAGUUCAGUACAAUGAUAUGGGUUUCCGAAUGCAUCACAGUGAAAAGGUUUUUUUAGUUCAGUACAAUGAUAUGGGUUUCCGAAUGCAUCACAGUGAAAGGGGUUUCUGAAUGUAUCACAGUGAUAUAGGUUUUCGAAUGUAUCACAAUCUAGGGUAUUCUAAAAAUAUCAAAGUGAUGGGUGUUUCUUUAUGUAUCGGUUAGCGCCAAGUAGUAAGUUUUACGAAUUUGUGUAAUAAUUUAUCACAGAGCUUUGUGGAACAAGAUAUUUCAUACACGGGAAUUAGAUAAGGUACAUUCUCACGCCUACAAUUUUGUGAGACAAACACAUUCUGUGUAAUAACAUUUUACACACAGUUUUUGUGUGGUAAAAUCUCGCAUACAGGAUUUGUUCUCUUCUAUAGUUUGAGAAUUUAUAUGAUAUACAUCACGGAUUUUUUCGUGAAUCGCAAAUUUACUAUAUAUUAAAAGGAUUUAAAUCUAUUUAUUAUUAUUUAUUAAUAAAACGUAAAUGUGAAAAUAA